Molecule: messenger RNA, 1764 nt
Organism: Pomacea canaliculata
Lineage: Eukaryota; Metazoa; Mollusca; Gastropoda; Architaenioglossa; Ampullariidae
Product: arylsulfatase B-like
Source: RefSeq, a predicted model, not a curated record
AUGUUUUUUAUUUGGCUGUGAAAAUAAUGUAUCCGUAUCCUGAAGGUAUUAUUGUAACUGGGUAACUUGUUAAUCCUGUGUAAACAGGUAAGCUUGUCCAUCCUGUUGUCACAGUGCUUAGGUGCAAGUCUGAAAUCCACAAUGUAUCCUAGACCACUGCACCUCGGGUUACUGCUCCUGGCAGUGUCCUUUGCGGUCAGUAAACAGCCACACAUCGUUUUCAUUGUCAUAGACGAUCUCGGAUGGAACGACAUCGGCUUCAACAACCCAGACAUCAUCUCCCCCAAUGUGGACCGACUGGCCAGGGAGGGUCUCAUCCUGAGACAAUCCUAUGUUCAGCCACUCUGCUCUCCGUCUCGGUCAUCUUUCAUGACUGGCUACUUUCCCUACAGGACAGGUCUCCAGCACCUCGUCAUCCUCCCAGCUCAGCCCGUGUGCGCUCCUUUGAAUGUCUCCACUUUCCUGCCGAGGGAGAUGAAAAAACUGGGCUAUGCCACUCACAUGGUGGGAAAGUGGCACCUUGGUUUCUGCAACUGGAACUGCACGCCAACGUUUCGGGGCUUUGACUCUUUCCUUGGCUACUACAACGCUCAGGAGGACUACUAUGACCGAGUAUUUCAAGGUUACUACGAUUUCCAUGACAACACUACACGCAGCACAAAGCAGAACGGAACGUACUCGACGUUUGUGUUCCAAGAACGAGUUCGAGAGAUCGUUUCCCGACACAACCCCGCUCAGCCGCUGUUCCUGUACCUGCCACUACAGUCAGUGCACGCUCCCCUCGAGGUUCCGAAAGAGUACUACAACAUGUACCCUAAUAUAGACAAUGAAGACAGAAGAGUUUUCUCUGGGAUGGUCACCGCAAUGGAUGAUGUGAUUGGGAAUCUGACUUCCUACCUGACAGCACGUGGCAUGUACAAUGACACGCUCUUCGUCCUCACGGCGGAUAAUGGUGGUGGAUACAGUAUGGAGGGCAACAACUACCCGUUGCGUGGGGGAAAGUUUACUGUGUGGGAGGGUGGCACCCGAGCUGUUGCCUUGAUAAAGGGUCCUGGCUUGAAAGUGACGGGUGCUGAGUAUGACGGUCUUAUACACGCUGUGGACUGGAUGCCGACUAUUGUGGCCGCUGCAGGCGGAGAAAUCAAAGACGGAGAUAUUGAUGGUAUGAACAUAUGGGAUGCUAUCAGCAAUUACACCCCAUCGCCCAGAACAGAGUUUAUCUACAAUCUGGACGAUAUGUUUAUACCUUUAGAAGGCCAUGCUGCAAUCAGGCAAGGCGAUUACAAGCUGAUUGUUGGCUUCCCAGGCCUGUACAGUGGUUGGUAUUUUCCAAACGAAACAGUCAGCAAGGUGGACACCAUGAACACCAGUGACUUGAGUGGUCUGACCAUGGCCAUCCCACAACAGGACUCACUCUCCUGGCCAGAGCUCAGGAGGAAGUUCGUCUGUACAAUGUCAGAGAGGAUCCCACAGAGCAUGUGGACCUGGCCUCAGCCCUGCCAGACGUGGUACAGCAGCUGCAGGCUCGUAUGGCUGAGUACAAGAAGAAGUAUGUACCACCCAACUUUCCCAGCGGCGAUCCAAACUCCAAUCCUGAAAAAUAUGACAACACCUGGACACCUGGCUGGUGCUGAAAGACCUGUUACCUGUACUAGUGCUUGCUGUCAAUUGUUGUGCAAUCGAAUUUAUGUUAUUGAAAGUCUAAUCUUUCCUUAUAUUUACAUUGAUGCUGAUGAUGGUAACAUUUAAUAAAUUAUGCCACUG